AUGGCAAGCCGGCAAAUCACACGGCGCAUUAUCAGCAGCGCAGCGAUCGCAUUAUGUCUCGUCUUCUUCCUCUUCAUUCGACCGCAAGGGCCACCCAGCCCCGCCAUCCGCGCCCCGGGCCACAUCGAUCAUUCCGCACCCGUGACCGCGCCGGGGAUAAGCAUCCAAGAUAGCACAUUGAAGGGGGCGGUGGUGAUGCCCAAGCUGGGCAAUGAAACUGUCAAGUAA
This is a messenger RNA of Penicillium nucicola, 228 nucleotides long. RefSeq names its product flavin-linked sulfhydryl oxidase ERV2. The transcript has a single exon. NCBI's taxonomy places the organism in Eukaryota, Fungi, Ascomycota, Eurotiomycetes, Eurotiales, Aspergillaceae. The record is from RefSeq and is a predicted model, not a curated record. The coding region runs from base 1 to 228 and encodes 75 amino acids.